This is a messenger RNA of Nothoprocta perdicaria, 904 nucleotides long. It is a transcript of the gene CD8A, whose product is annotated as CD8a molecule. Lineage: Eukaryota; Metazoa; Chordata; Aves; Tinamiformes; Tinamidae. The coding region runs from base 1 to 705 and encodes 234 amino acids. The record is from RefSeq and is a predicted model, not a curated record. The transcript is spliced from 6 exons.
AUGGCCCCGUCCCCUUCGCUGCUCCUUCUGCUCAGCCUGGCGCUCCGUUGCUGUGGGAUCCAGGGCCAAGGGAGUGUAUUUGCAGUCAGGUUUUGGGACGGCAAGAUCACGCAGCCCCGGGAAGGGCAGCGCCUGGCGCUGGAAUGUCGGCCGGGGUACAGCAACGUCGGGGUGUCCUGGAUCAAGCAGGACCCGGGGGGCUCCCUUCACUUCAUAGCGUUCGUCAACGCCCUGUCCGGAGUGACCUACAAGGGCAAUGAACGAACGUCCAGACGCUUCGAGGCAGCGAAGCAAAGCAGCUCCUUCCGACUGGUCGUGAAGUCCUUCUCGGAGCAGGACCAGGGCACUUACUUCUGCCUUGUCAACAGCAACCAAAUGCUGCACUUCAGCACUGGCCAAGCUGCCUUCCUCCCAGUGACCACCACGAAGGCACCCACCACGGYGGCACCCACGGCCCGGAGCAACGUCACCCCGACAGAGACCGGCCCGAGGAGCCCGGCGCCAGAGACGAGCAAGGAGACGCUGGACUUCUCCUGCAGCAUUUUCAUCUGGGUGCCCUUGGCCUGCAGCUGCCUGGUUUUCCUCAUUGCCCUGGUGAUCACCAUCGCGCUGUGCCAAAGAACCAAGAGGCGGCGCUGCAAGUGCAAACGGCCUGUAAAGGGGAAGCCCAAGGCGCAGCCCUGCCCGCCAAACCCACGCACAUAAGCGGCUCCAUCUUUCUGCUUCUGGAGUGUCCUCACGGAGAUGCCACCAUGGGAGGCUGGACCUGUGCUCCAGGACUUGCAGUGAGGCUUUCUAAAGGCRGCAAAAAGUUGAAUUUGCCACAGGAAACAUUGCCACUUGGAAACAGGUGGAAAAUACGGAAAUGGAAAAUAACUUGGAAAAUUUGCCACUUGGAAAUAGA